AUUUAGGUUGCUUUCCACAAUUUGUACCUGAUAACAUAAUCAAUUCAUUAAGUUAUGCCAUUACUAAUUCAUAUUAUGUUUCUGAUACUAGAAUAUUUCCUGAUAUAAGGAUCACAUGUCAUGGUAUUAUUACUAACUGGAUAGUUAUUGCUCCUACACAAGUUAUGCCAGUAAUUAAAAUAAGACAUUCAAAUAAUCUCACUACUACAGCAGCAACAUUGAACACUAGUGCUAGUAAUGCUGUUAACCUAGGUCAAUAUUUAUAUAACUUUACCAUGAGCAAUGAGAUAACAGUACAACCUGGUGAUAUACUGAUGAUUGAAAGUAAUGCUACAAAUUAUAUGUUCUAUCAACAAUACAAUGGACCACACAAUUACAGACUGGGGGACAACAAUGAGUUAAUUGCAUUAGGUAACAAUGACUAUCCACCCAUCUCAGUUGUAGUAGAGCCUUUCACAAAUACAGCUACUUCAACAAUCAGUAGUACACAUAUUAAUACUGUCACUACUGUGCUUUCAUCAUCAAGCAUAUACUCCACAGCUACUGUAACAAUGGAAUCAAUGGAAUAUACUGAAACUAAUUCAAUAUCAAGUAACAGUUUAUCAUUGACUAUAGGUACUACAUCAGUGAUGAGUACACCAGUUAGUACAUUACAAAGUACAGACAGUAAUACACUAAUAAUAUCAGGAAGUAUUAGUACAGCAGUAUUUAUAUUACUGGUAGUUACUAUACUAGUAAUAUUAAUAGUGAGUGUAUUAGUGUGUAGGAGAAUAUUGUACAAAACAUCAAAUAGAAGUGAUACUUUCAGUUCUGAUGAAAUGAAAACUAAUUUAGAUCAACAAUCAUAUGUACCAAUUAUGGAUGAAGAACAGAUUAUAUUAUCAGCAUCUACUAAUCCUGCUUAUGGAGUAACUCCGGGACAAGAAAAAGGCAAUACUGAGGUAUCUGCUAAUCCUGCUUAUGGUACAAGCAUUGGAGGAGAAAUAAAAAGUAUUGAUGUAGUAUAUGAUGAACCAGUAUCAAUAAUGCACAAUGAUCAAGAGUACAUGACAAUAGAUGAGACACAUGAACAAAUCAAAGAAGAAGAACUGUACAUCUAACAGGAACAAUAAUAAUAAUCUUUUUAAAUAUAAAAAUUG
Molecule: messenger RNA, 1139 nt
Organism: Amphimedon queenslandica
Lineage: Eukaryota; Metazoa; Porifera; Demospongiae; Haplosclerida; Niphatidae
Exons: 6
Coding region: 165-1100 (311 amino acids)
Source: RefSeq, a predicted model, not a curated record